UUCAAACAUCAUGUUGGAAUGUCAAAGUUGGUGACAUACACCAAUUUCUCUAUAAAUAGGAUAGAGAAAUCUGAUUCACUUCUUCAUUCAUAUUAGUUUAAUUUAUUACUGUAAGCAUAAUAUUCAUUUUGUCAUUUUGCCACCAAUAAUUCCCAUUUUGUCCUGCAUGGCGCUCCAUAUUUUGUGUGGAUUUUUUCUUACCACCUUUGUUUUCAUGCAAACACUGGCAGAUACUUCUUCAUCGUGCACCGAUUGCUUUGUAAAUUCAAGGGCAACAUAUUACUCCCAUUCUGAACAAAAUGGGACAGCCAACGGUGCAUGCGGCUUUGGCUCCUUUGGUGCUAUGGUGAACGGUGGCGACGUAUCUGCCGCAUCUAGUCUUUAUCGAAAUGGCGUUGGAUGUGGCGCUUGUUACCAGGUGAGGUGUACGGAGAAUGGUUAUUGCUCAGAUAACGGUGUGACAGUGGUUAUAACAGACGAAGGGUCAAGUGAUAACACUGAUUUCAUUCUCAGCCAACAUGCCUUUGAUCGUAUGGCUCAGACCACUGAUGCAGCAGCUUAUCUCUUAGCCCUUGGCGUUCUUGAUAUUCAGUAUACACGGGUUGCAUGCAAUUAUCCACACGAGAACAUAACAUUCAAGAUAGAUGAGAGUAGCAGCAACCCUAAUUACUUGGCAUUUGUGAUUUGGUAUCAACAGGGAAUUAGAAACAUAACUGUUGUCCAGCUUUGUGAGACUGAGAACUUUGAGUGCAAGCUGCUAGAUCGGAGCCAUGGUGCAGUGUGGACUAGCACCUCUCCUCCAAGUGGACCAUUGUCUAUAAGGAUGUUGUUUAGUGAUGAAGAUGAAGAAAAUGAAGAAUGGGUUGUUCCUCCUAAUAACUUACCCGCAGAUUGGAAGCCUGGUCAAAUAUAUGACUCUGGGAUACAAGUUAACUUUUAAGGAACCAAACAAUAUAACGAUUCAUUAAGUAGUUAAAGUUUUGUUUUUCCUUUUUCUCUCUUUAUAAUAAUUGGUGAGGCAUGUUGUGGAGUGUGGACAAUCAUACUAAGCAUAUCACCAAACUCGAUUUGUUAAUUAAUUCGUUUUUAUUUCUAAUAAUGAUAGUGUUGAAAGUUGAGACAUCUUCAUAGCCACUUAUUCUUUUCCAUCUUCAACUGAUUAUGAGACUGGAAUCAUAUCAUAAAUAUAAAUAACGAAUUAAUGAUCGCAAUAUAACUAAGACUAAACAGAUUAGUAUUAAUUAGUAGCUUGAGAUCAGAAUUAACCUCCACAGCCAUUGACAUUGACAAGUUGAGGGUAAAAAU
Molecule: messenger RNA, 1305 nt
Organism: Arachis stenosperma
Lineage: Eukaryota; Viridiplantae; Streptophyta; Magnoliopsida; Fabales; Fabaceae
Product: expansin-like B1
Exons: 5
Coding region: 167-940 (257 amino acids)
Cellular component (GO): extracellular region
Source: RefSeq, a predicted model, not a curated record